Molecule: messenger RNA, 510 nt
Organism: Symbiodinium sp. CCMP2592
Lineage: Eukaryota; Dinophyceae; Suessiales; Symbiodiniaceae
Source: the annotation of a GenBank genome assembly
AUGGAUGAUGGGGAUGGCAUGGACGCGCUCUUCAACAGCUUCAUGAAUGAGGUCUCCAACAUCAAGACCACGAAGAUGAAAAAGAUCGAAGGCUCGGCGGGCACCCCGGAAGAGAUCAUCGAACGGGUGUUGGCCAAGAUCUAUGAUCCCAAGCAAGGAUAUGGCUCCGCCUACGACAUUCUCCAGGUCUCCAAGGAAGCCAGCGAGAACGAGAUUACCAAAGCCUACCGGCGGCUCGCUGUCCUUGUCCACCCGGACAAGUGCAAGCUGGACAAAGCCGAGGAAGCCUUCCAGGUGAUCGUCAAGGCAUACAACGACACCAAAGAUCCGAAUUAUGUAGAGAGGCCUGCUGCAGCCGCAGGAUCCUCCGAGGCGGCCAACGAGGUUGCCGAAGCGAACAAGAAGCGCUACGACGAACAGGCCAAAGAGCGGCGCGAGCGAAAGAAGCAGGAGCCCAUGAUCGCCGGCACCAAUCGGCACGAGCCCCAUAUCACCGAAGGCAAGCUCUAG